GUCCUUAUUAUUUUUUUUGACUUCCUCUCAUGUAAAAUGACUUCCAUAAUCCAGUACUUGGACUCCAGCUCUAGGUUCUGGCCUUUACUUGUGCAACUGUAUGCCUUGGUAAGUUUCUGUUAAACAGUCUAUGUCUGGAAAGAACCUCUCCCUAAUUUAUUUCUGAGCAUAUUUUAAAAGGUAAGGUAUUUUAGUUUUUAUUUGCAGAAACCUAUUUUACAGAAAUAAGUUAAUUCAGUUUCUAUAAUGUACAAUACAGGUUACAUUCAAACAGAACUUGUAGUAGCUUUUAAGUAGCUUUUUAGUAUAAUUUAUCAUGUAUAUGUUUGAAUGUUGUAGUCAUUUUUGGUGGCCUCUGUGCUACAAGUGUGGUCACUCAGCAGUAACACCUGUAAAACUAUCAUCACUUUUAGUAUUAGAUGGAAAUUCCCACACUGUGUCAUCCGUCGGUGCAAUGACCCAAGAGUUGUUUCAAUGUAAAGUCGGUGUGUGCAGAUGGUACAGUCACGAUGUUAUUUUUAACUCAAGUGGAUAACUGUCUGUGCUGUCGUCUGGAAAAGACACCGCUGUAAAUAAACACAUCCAUCUACGACAGCACUUAAAGACCCCCGUCAGCCAUCAAGUCUGAUCAGCCUGUUACUUUACGUUCACAUUAUUGUCACAUAUGCGUUAACACUGUACAGAUAUAUUUUGGCAUAAAGAAGUAUUUUUUGUAACAAUCUGUUGGAGGCGUGUGCUGAUGGAGCAGUGGUGAGAGAACGAGAGAAAGGUCUUCACUGAAGCUCUUUGUGAGGCAUGGUUGUGGUGGUGAAUGCAUUUCACUCGAACAUUGAGAAAAUCAUACUAUUUUUUUCCAACUCUGGGUUUAUUUUCUUUAUAAAAAACUGAAUAUUCUUAACUGUUCACGGAUAUUUGUUGUUGUUUUUUAUUCCUUUGAGCUUUAUUAAAAUGCAGGCAAUCAAACAGACCUCACCCUGUCUUGAUUAUUUUCUGUCUCAUCUCAUUUACUUCACUGAUAUUAAUUUUCUUGUGAAAGAUUUACAUUCCGGGCAAUCAGGAGGUCAAACAACAUACAUGUACGUGUAUGUGUAUUUAGCUACUGUGAAUUACUGCAUAAUAACAACAGUCAUUCAAAAUGGCCGACUCUUGAAGUAAACACACAACUCAUUCUGCUGAAAUUAAAACAACAACUAACAUCAUGUCAUAAUAGAAAAUCUUUCUUCUAUGACCCCCUUGUACCACAUGACCCUGUUAUUGGGAUCACUUUAAUAAACAGCACAUCCUGAUUCCAGAUUCCAGAAAAAGCUCAGCAUCUCUAAUUAAACACUGAUUACACACUGAAAUUACAACCACAGACAGUGACAUGGAUGAAAUACUGUAUGACACAAUGGUAAAUAUAAUUACGAGGCUAGAUAAAGACUAUAGUCACACCAGGCUAGUCUGUUAUUCCAUAUCUCUUUUUGGCUGUUAUGAGUUUUUAUUGUCUAGUACUUCAUUGAACAGUUUGGUCUUUGUGUCUGGUUGAGUGUUCUGUGGGACGUCUCUCAGGUGAAACAGACAAACAUAGGGGCUCUGUGACUCCCACUGUGUCAAUAUUGGUGCUCAGCUGGCUCCUAACAAUCCAUCCCUGACAGCUCGAAGGAGGGAAACAUUUGCAUUUUCUUUUGUCAUGAUUCACAGUGGGUCUCAGAUGGAAAACCAAUGGUCCCUAAGGGUCUGAGCUGUGGUAUUAGUGUUAGGUUUCAGAUCAAUUCAUAAUAAAUACUCUAACACACUACAUACACAGAAUUAUUUUUUGUUGUUGUUGCAAAUUUCAUAAUUAUAAUAUUGUUUUUUUGCACCUCACUGACAUUUUGCUAAAGAAAAUUAAGCAGUCAGAUAGCAGCACAUCAACACAAACCCAACACUAUACACAUAAAUAUGACAAACUACAUGUAAGCAGAUGGAUGGAUGGAGUUCUUCUACAAACAGACAGCAGCAGCAGUAUCAGGGCUGGGCACUAUCACCAAUAUCAUCAUCAGACUACAGCAGUGAGAGCCAAAGAAAGAUCCAGUUAGAAGCAGCAGCAGGAGGAGGAGGAGAAGGAGGAGGAGGAGGAGGACUGACGGACAGACACCACAGCACAACACAGAGCCGUGCGGUCGUGACAGCGUCACAAACAGCCAACGGGCAGCGUCUUUACCCCAUGUAUUAUUAGACACAAGCCCGUCGUCACAAUGACAGCGGAAGAAACUAUUAACGUGAAGGAGGUGGAAAUCAUCAAGGCCGUCCUGGACUUUCUCAACUCCAGGAAACUGCACAUCAGCAUGUUAGCCCUGGAGAAGGAGAGCGGCGUCAUCAAUGGACUAUACUCCGAUGACAUGCUCUUCCUCAGGCAACUGGUGCUGGACGGGCAGUGGGAUGAGGUUUUGCAGUUUAUUCAGCCGUUGGAGUGUAUGGACAAGUUUGACACAAAAAGAUUUCGCUACAUCGUCCUGAAACAGAAGUUUCUGGAGGCUCUGUGUGUGAACAAUGCCAUGUCAGCCGAGGAUGAGCCACAGCAUUUGGAGUUCACUAUGCAGGAAGCAGUCAAGUGUCUUCAUGCCCUGGAGGAAUUCUGUCCUUCCAAGGAUGAUUACAGUAAACUAUGUCUGCUCCUCACACUGCCCCGUCUCACAAACCACGCAGAGUUUAAGGACUGGAACCCGAGCACAGCCAGGGUGCAGUGUUUUGAGGAAGCCUGCACGAUGGUGGCAGAGUUUAUUCCAGCCGACAGGAAGCUGAGUGAGGCUGGAUUCAAAGCCAGCAGUGACCGACUCUUCCAGCUGCUUAUGAAGGGAGUCCUCUAUGAGUGCUGCGUGGAGUUCUGCCAGAGUAAAGCCACAGGUGAGGAGAUCACAGAGAGUGAGAUCCUCCUGGGCGUGGACAUGCUGUGUGGUAACGGCUGUGACGACGUCGACCUCUCCAUGCUCUGCUGGAUGCAGAAACUCCCUCAGAGCGCCUUCUCCUGCGCCUUCGAACAAAAGCAUCUCAACAUUCACGUGGACCGCGUGGUCAAACCCGCUAAGACUGGCUACGCUGACCUCCUCACCCCUCUCAUCAGCAAACUGUCUCCGUAUCCGUCCUCCCCACUGAGACGUCCUCAAUCUGCAGACACCUACAUGUCUCGGUCCUUGAACCCAGCCCUGGACGGUCUGUCCUACGGUCUGUCUGGUCAGGACAAGAGAGCCAGUGGUGGUGAGAUAGUGCCGGGUAAAGGAGUCUCUCCCAUGUCCCACUCGUUUGCCAAUUUCCACUAUCCCGGAGCAGGACAGAACCUGAGCAGGAGUCUCAUGAUGGAGAGCUCCGACUGCCACAGCAUUUUUGAGGAGUCACCUGAAACAUCAAGGACGGAAACUCCUGUGGACAAGAUGCUGAGUUCAGGUGGAGCUCAGAACCUGCGUCCUGCCUCAGCUCCAGGUGAGGACGCACCACCUGCUGGCUCUGCUGACAAGGACGAGCUCCGUGACUCCACGGAGAAGUACGAGGAGUUCUACCGCCAGCGUCUUCGUGUGCAGCAGCACCUGGAGCAGAAGCAGCAGCAGAGACAGAUGUACCAGCAGAUGCUGCUGGAGGGAGGAGUCCAGCAAGAGCCUCCACCCAGCGACAUGCAGCACAGUCUCACAGAGAAGUUCCUCAACAGGUCCAUCCAGAAGCUGGAGGAGCUGAAUGUGGGCAUGGAGAAUUUAGGGGAGGAGGUGAAGUCUUUGGCCGAGCAGUGUAACGGGAACGGGAACAUGCUGCCCUCCGAGGACAACAACAACCUCCCAUCUGUGACCCAGGAGGACAGACAGGCCGCAGGGGGAGGGGUGGUGAGCAGCACCCCGCAGCGUGCAGUGGGGGGACGCACAGUUGAACCCCCGGAUGAGUCCCCUGUUGUCCCUAAGAGUGGCCAGAAACAACAAGACGACUCUCCCGGCUCCAACACCCGAAAUAAAGAGAGUGAGAAGCCCAAAGGUCUGUUUGUUCCCAUUCACACUCUUGAAGACACUCAGGCCAUUCGUGCUGUAGCCUUCCAUCCAUCUGGAUCAAUGUACGCUGUGGGAUCCAACUCCAAAACUCUACGUGUGUGCGCCUAUCCAGAGAAAAUCAGCCCCAGUGAUUCCAGUACCACAAAGCAGCCAGUUGUUCGGUUCAAGAGGAACAAACACCACAAAGGCUCCAUCUACUGUGUGGCCUGGAGUCAAUGUGGUCAGCUGCUGGCCACGGGCUCCAAUGACAAAUAUGUGAAGGUUCUGCCUUUCAAUGCAGAGACAUGUAAUGCCACAGGUCCAGACCUGGAGUUCAGCAUGCACGACGGCACCAUCAGAGACCUGGCAUUCAUGGAGGGUCCGGAGAGCGGAGGAGCCAUCCUGAUCAGUGCUGGUGCAGGAGACUGUAACAUCUACACCACAGACUGUCAGCGGGGACAGGGUCUGCACGCCCUCAGUGGACACACGGGUCACAUAUUGUCUCUGUACACGUGGGGAGGCUGUAUGAUCGCUUCAGGAUCUCAGGAUAAAACAGUGCGUUUCUGGGACCUCAGGGUGCCCAGCUGUGUCCGGGUGGUGGGGACAGCUUUCCACGGCUCAGGAAGUCCUGUUGCCUCAGUGGCAGUGGAUCCUAGUAGUCGUCUCCUCGCCACAGGACAGGAAGACAGCGCUUGUAUGCUGUACGACAUAAGAGGAGGACGGAUCGUCCAGGUGUACCGACCGCACAGCAGCGAUAUCCGAUCUGUGAGGUUUUCACCCGGAGCUCACUAUCUGCUCACCGGUUCCUACGACACAAAAGUCAUGGUCACCAACCUCCAAGGUGAUUUGACUAAACCGCUGCCUCUGACUGUGGUGGGAGAACACGGAGACAAGGUCAUCCAGUGCCGCUGGCACACGGACGAGCUGUCCUUCCUGUCGUCUUCUGCUGACCGCACUGUCACACUCUGGACACACAACCCAUCAUAAGCCUCAUAGACACAAGCAGUUUGUAUAAUCUAAAAAGACAUCAGUCCUCCUUAACCAACCUGCUCCGCCUGAUCUUAGUGUCAUCCUUUAACAUGUUCACACUUUCUCCUUCUGUCUAUAGGAAACAGAAACAUGAAAAGCACAUGUUACAUGUUGUAUUAUGAUUUCACACCGCUGGCACUGUUUUCAUGCUGAUGCUUUUUUCAUUUUUUAUAGAUUUAAACAUUGUAAUUCUCUUUAACUGUAAUAGACAAGGUUACUUGAACUAGAUUAUUUAAUUUUCCUCUAAACGUUUGUAGGAAAAAAUUGAGGGUGUAUAUGAAUAGGACAAAAUUUUAAUACAAUUAGUGCAGCUCACUAUUUCAGAUAUUUAUUUUAUAGGUUACUUUGCUGCACACGGCGUUGUCACUGGUGUUAUUACAAGAACUUUUAGUUAUUAACACCAUUUAAAAAAUAGCAAAUCCUACCCAGCGUAUCUUUUUUCAAAUGAAUGUUAAGAUUGAACUAAACAAAGUCCUUUUGUUGAUGGUGCCUUUUUUAAGUUCCCUUGUUUUUUUAACCUUUAAAUAUUCCACUUCUUCUCAUGCAUAUCAUUUCAUUGCAGCUAGCAUCUCCCGUUGCUAUAUUGUAUUAUAAGAAUAAACAUAGGAGUCGACCAUAUGAUGUAAAACACAGUGAGCUCUUCUCAUUGUGAGGCUAAAUUCGUGGAAACUUAACCUGAGUUUGUGGUUGCUUCUCUUUAGGACACGCUGAUGUCCAGUAUUAGUGUUAACUGCAAUAUUGUUUCAGUGUAAAUAAGCUUCAAAUUUUAAAUGCCUGCUAACCGUGUCUCUUACAGCCUGCUUACAGUGGAAAAUCAUGUACAUGAUAAAGGGACGCUAAAGUGCAACUUAUUGUUUAAUUCCUUGCUUUGUCUACUGCAGUAACAGAACAAUAGAGGUCAGAGUUGGACCAAUGAUAUUCUCUACUGCACACUGAAAUUUCAAAUGGAAGUGCGGGUUGAAAACAAUACUUGAUCUGAACCAGUAUUGACAGGCACUUUUAUUUCUAUUAUUAUUAUUCAAGCACUUUUAUUUCUAACAUUGACUUAACUAUAGGUUUAAUAUUUAAGUUUUUUUAUUCUCUCUGUAUAGAAUAUAUUGUUUUAACAAAUGAAGCCAAACUAAUGUGCACACAGAUGUAUUUAUUUCAGUCUCGUUCGUUGUAUGUACAGUCAUGUUGUAAAAUGCCUGCUAAUAUUAAGCCUUUUUAGUUUU
Messenger RNA from Cynoglossus semilaevis (tongue sole), 6211 nucleotides. RefSeq names its product WD repeat domain 47a (gene wdr47a). The record is from RefSeq and is a predicted model, not a curated record. Bases 2217 to 4955 code for a protein of 912 amino acids. Gene Ontology annotation, molecular function: protein binding. The transcript is spliced from 17 exons. NCBI's taxonomy places the organism in Eukaryota, Metazoa, Chordata, Actinopteri, Pleuronectiformes, Cynoglossidae.